Messenger RNA from Lodderomyces pseudojiufengensis, 1386 nucleotides. RefSeq names its product zinc metalloprotease (gene STE24). Gene Ontology annotation, molecular function: metalloendopeptidase activity. Gene Ontology annotation, cellular component: endoplasmic reticulum membrane. Bases 1 to 1386 code for a protein of 461 amino acids. The record is from RefSeq and is a predicted model, not a curated record. Gene Ontology annotation, biological process: CAAX-box protein processing. NCBI's taxonomy places the organism in Eukaryota, Fungi, Ascomycota, Pichiomycetes, Serinales, Debaryomycetaceae. The transcript is spliced from 2 exons.
AUGGUUUCAUACAUUGACUCAUUAUCAAUUCUUGAUAAUCCGAAAAUCAAUUGGAAAUUGAUAAUUGUAGGUUUUACAAUUGGUCAAUAUGUUUUUGAAUCUUACUUAGAUUAUAGACAAUAUAAAGUCUUGACUAAAAAAUCACCUCCUGCAUCCAUAAAAGCAGAAGUAAAUCAAGAAACAUUUGAUAAAUCUCAAAAAUAUUCAAGAUCAAAAGCAAAAUUUUCAUUUUUUAAUUCAACUUUUGAUUUACUACAAAAUUUAGCUGUUAUUAAGUAUGAUUUAUUACCAAAAGUAUGGGGAUGGAGUGGGUAUGCGAUGUCUAAAGCUGCAUUUUUAUUACCUAAGUUUAUGGGUGGUGUUAUUACUCAAUCUUUGAUUUUCAUAAUCACUUCACAAAUACUUGGAACUAUUGUUGGUUUGCCAUUGAGUUAUUAUCAGAAUUUUGUUUUGGAAGCAAAAUAUGGAUUUAAUAAACAAAGUAUUGGAUUAUGGAUUACAGAUACAUUAAAGAAAAUUGGUCUUUUGAUUGUUUUAGGAUCUCCAGUUAUAGCAGGAAUUUUAAAAAUCAUUGAUUAUUAUGGUAAUUCAUUUAUUUUUUAUUUAAUGGGAUUCAUUUUAUUGAUUAAUUUAAUUGCAAUGACUAUUAUUCCUACAUUGAUUAUGCCUUUAUUUAACAAGUUUACACCAUUAGAAGAUGGUGAAUUGAAAACAGCUAUUGAAAAUUUGGCUUCAUCACAAAAAUUUCCAUUAACUAAAUUACAAGUAGUUGAUGGAUCAAAACGUUCAUCACAUUCCAAUGCAUACUUUACAGGUUUACCGUGGAGUAAACAAAUUGUGUUGUUUGAUACUUUAAUUGAACACAAUUCUACGGAAGAAACAGUAGCUGUAUUGGCUCACGAAAUCGGACAUUGGAGAUUGAAUCAUAUUCCAAAAAUGUUAACUAUGGGUCAAUUUCAUCUCUUUAUCAUUUUUUCAUUAUUCAAUGCUUUUGUUCACAAUAAGUCAUUAUAUAAUUCAUUUGGAUUUUACAAUCAGCAACCAAUUGCAAUUGGUUUUACAUUAUUUAAUGAUAUUUUAAGGCCAUUAGAAUGUAUUUUAGAUUUUUCACAAAAUUUAAUUUCAAGAAAACAUGAAUAUGAUGCUGAUAAGUAUGCAUUAAACUGUGGUUACUCAGAAGAGUUAGCAAGAUCUUUGAUUAAAUUAUCAAACGAAAAUUUAUCAAGUAUGAAUGCUGACUGGUUAUUUUCUGCUUAUCAUCAUAGUCAUCCUAUUUUACCAGAAAGGUUAAGUGCUCUUGGAUACGUUUCAAAAGAAAAAAUAAGCAUAGAUAAACCAGAGAAAGUGGAAGAAGUUGUUGAAAAAAAAGUAGAAAAACAAGAGUAA